Molecule: messenger RNA, 1191 nt
Organism: Aptenodytes forsteri (emperor penguin)
Lineage: Eukaryota; Metazoa; Chordata; Aves; Sphenisciformes; Spheniscidae
Gene: BBOF1
Product: basal body orientation factor 1
Exons: 8
Source: RefSeq, a predicted model, not a curated record
GCCGUCAAGACCUUCCUCACGAAGCAAGGCCAGGAGAAGGCGGAGGAGAUUGAGAAACUGAAGCAGGAGCUGAUUGAUUUGAAACGGCAAGCACAAGAAGAGAAGAAGCAGCUGGCAGACUAUUAUGCCCAACAAAUAAAAGAACUGGAAGAGAAGUUUCAGAAAAAAGUCAGAGAAAUUGGCCAAAUUCAAUUAGAACUGAAAUUAAUAACGGAGUUCCACAGGGAGAAAGCAGCUAUGGAGAAAGAGCUGGAAGAUUUAAAAGAGAGUAUGGAGAUUUCAAAUGGGAGACAUCAGGAAGUGGUUGUGAGAUUGGAGAGGAGGUUUCUUGAAGAAAAGAAAAGACUGGAAGAUGAUGUUGAGAAAAAGCAAAUAAUGAUGGCAGAGACUGCCCAGCGUGAGGCUGUUUUGCAGCUGAACAGCACUGGGAGAGAGGUGUUUAAGAAUGUUCGUCUUCACGGUGCAUUUGCUUACCAGCUGAAAGAGACAAUGGAAUUGCAGAAUAUCAAACAGAAGUUAGAAGAGGACAAAACUCUUCUGUUACAGGAGAAGGAAACCAAUGAGGGUUUGAUUCGAAAAAAGGUCCUACAGAUCAAUCAUCAGAAAGCACAGAUUGGAGAUCUGCAGCGUAAAGUGGAAAAGCUGGAGAUGGCCUUAUGUCGCAUGACCAGAGAAUCUGUGAGAGAGUCCCAGAAAACACAGCAUCAGGCGCUGACAGAAAACCAGGCAAGCAUGGUGGAGAUCAAGAAACUGCAGCAACUACUAGAAAUGAAGGAUCAGGAGAUGAACCGAGUGAAGAAACUAGCCCGGAAUAUCUUAAAUGAGAGGACUGAGGUGGAAAGGUUCUUCCUAGAUGCUCUGGAACAUGUGAAGCAGGAGAUCAUAUCCAGCAGAAAGCACUAUAAGAAAAAGGCUCAAACUGCCUAUUACAGAAAAAUGAUGGAGGCUUGUGCAGGGAAGGAAGAAUUUCCCAAAAUCAAAACAUUCAAAAGCAACAUAAAUAGCACAAAUGGUGUGUACAGAGACCUAGAGGAAGCAGAGAAAUGCUACUGGAAAAAAAUCCAGUUUGAAAAAGUGGAUAUCAGUGAGUUGACAUAGGAACAAAAAGAACGUGUUCUGCGAUUGCUUUUUGCCAAAAUGAAUGGCACAAAUCCAUGGUAAUAUUCUGUUUAUUCAGUAGGUGAAUGCUGA